GUUACGACAAACGUAUUUAAUAUUUCUCUGUUUUCACACUGGCAUCACACAAGUGAAACCAGGUGAACAAUCGAAAUGCAUUCACUGACCUUCGUGAUUCUGAUGGUGGGAGUUUUCUGCGCUGACGCGCUCAGACUGCGCGGCAGCAUAGAUAACGGAGCUAUAGUCAAAGGACCUGCGGGCAUCAUCAAAGACAAAGGUAACGCGGCAGUCGGUCCCAUCGAGAGUCCGGUAUUCCUAGAUAGCGACGAAGACCAAGACGUCGAUGGUCCAGGCUUGUUGGUCGAUGCCAGACUGGUGGGGUUAUCUGACCUCACCCGCAAUGGCGGCUACCAAGGGAACGAGGAUGAUGGAGCAGGAAGGGGCGGCAACGAAGGUCAAUACGUUCCCGACUUGAACGAGAAACAUUACGACGAUGGGUCUUACAAACCCUACCAAGGAUAAGGACACCCUCACGCGGUGUGCCCAUCUUGUAGACUGAUACUUUUUACGUUGUAAAUAUAAUAUUUAUUUAUAUAACUUGUCUAACUUGUUUAUGCCAGGGAUUCGUGGACAAAAAUCAGAAUUUCGCAAUUACCAUUAUGCAGUUUUUUUCUGCAAAGCCCAGUUAUUCAAAAUCCAAAACGUCCACUUUCUCGGAAAAAAAUCAGAUGAAUUAUAUUUUUGAAAAUGUAAUUUUAUUCUCUUUCAGGGAUUAUCAUAUAAAAAAAACUAUUUUUUUGUGGAUAUCUUUUAAACUCCUUUCAAAAUAAUCAAUUCAUUAAUAUACGUUACGUAUAUCAUUGUUCACUUCAAU
Cylas formicarius (sweet potato weevil) is the source of this 796-nucleotide messenger RNA. RefSeq lists its product as uncharacterized. The record is from RefSeq and is a predicted model, not a curated record. The coding region runs from base 76 to 444 and encodes 122 amino acids. The transcript is spliced from 2 exons. NCBI's taxonomy places the organism in Eukaryota, Metazoa, Arthropoda, Insecta, Coleoptera, Brentidae.